AUGGUUACUUGGAUAAAGCCGCAAGAGAUGUUCCAUUCCAUGCCCGAACUAAGUCUUCUUGCCUGGACAGCAAUGCUUUCGGCUUUUACCGCGAAAGGGCAUUUUGCUUCUGCUAAGAAAACGUUUGACUCGAUGCCAGAGAGAAGCUUUGUGAGUUACAAUGCAAUGUUGGCAUCGUUUGUAAAAUUUCGAAAAUACGAUUCAGCUUUAAAUUUGUUUCAAGUGAUGCCGGAGAGGAACUUAAUAUCUUCGACGACUAUUCUUACAGCAUUAGCUAAUGGCAAGCAUUUGGAAAAGGCAAAGGAAGUGUUUGAUGGAAUGGAGGAGCGUGACAUUGUGUCAUGGAACGCAAUGCUAACCGCGUACGCCCUGUGCAGUGGGCUUGAGGAAGGAAGGAUUUUGUUUGAUGGAAUGCCAAAGAGAAACCUGAUAUCCUGGAACGCUAUGCUGACUGCAUAUGCUCAAAGCGGGCAUCUUGAAGAGUCAAAAUUUCUUUUUGACACCAUGCCUUUCCAAGACUUGGUAGCUUCGAACACAAUGCUGGCUGCGUAUGCCGAUAAUGGAGAGCUUGAGAAGGCUAAAUCCAUAUUUGAUGACAUCCAGAGUGGAGAUAAAUUUUCAUGGACAACCCUCUUGGUCGCUAACGUUAACAGAGGCGAGCUAGAGCAAGCAAAUGCGAUCUUUGUAAUGACACCAGAGCAUGAUAUUGUUUCGUGGACUACAAUGCUUGGUGCUUAUGCAAACCUGGGAAGGUUUCAAGAGGCCAUCGAGAUCUUUAGCAUGAUCAAGUUGGUCGAUUCACCGGACGCUCCAUGCUUCUUGCUUGUGCUUCUAGUGUGUAGCCAUGCCGGGAAAGCAAGCAUUGGUCGAGGCUACUUCUUUUCAAUGAGAGUCGACUAUGGCAUCAAGUCGACCAAGGAGCACUUCAGCUGCAUGGUCGAUCUUCUCGGCCGAGGUGGAAGCUUGGGUGACGCUCGAGAUCUCAUCUCCAGCAUGCCUUAUGUUCCCGAGAGCCUUGACUAUAGAAGCUUUCUGAGGAGCCAGAGGGAUGGAACAACCACACCAAUUCAAAGAGAAGCUCGUGAUCAAUUCAGAGUGGAUCUCGACGUGAGAGAAUGCGAUGAGAGCUCCUCUUCGUAUGUUCUUCUCUCAAGCAGCUUGCUUCCUUGA
Molecule: messenger RNA, 1170 nt
Organism: Selaginella moellendorffii
Lineage: Eukaryota; Viridiplantae; Streptophyta; Lycopodiopsida; Selaginellales; Selaginellaceae
Product: pentatricopeptide repeat-containing protein At4g02750-like
Exons: 1
Coding region: 1-1170 (389 amino acids)
Biological process (GO): RNA modification
Cellular component (GO): intracellular membrane-bounded organelle
Molecular function (GO): protein binding; RNA binding
Source: RefSeq, a predicted model, not a curated record